Ilex paraguariensis (yerba mate) is the source of this 465-nucleotide messenger RNA. The record is from the annotation of a GenBank genome assembly. NCBI's taxonomy places the organism in Eukaryota, Viridiplantae, Streptophyta, Magnoliopsida, Aquifoliales, Aquifoliaceae.
AUGGGCUGUAGCAGUGGAUUAGUUUCUGGAAGUGAUCCUCCCGACAGCGGAGAUGGUGGUCCUCCAGUUGAUGAAGAUGAUGAAGAUCAUAAGAUACAGUGUCAGGAUGAGCCAUUCGAAGAGGCUGCUUUAGAAGAUGGAAACCACUAUCAUAGCGAAGACAAGGAAGACUUCGAUGCACCUGUUGAGUUCGAGCAGCGCUUGCGACUGCCUGUUGGAUCUAAUGGCUUUGAUGAUGUUAACACAACCUGCUUGUUUUCCGAUGAGAGUGUUCAAAGACAUGAACGCUCAACUGACAAUUCACGAAGUGAAGAUUAUGCUUCAAAAAGAGAAUCUAAAGGGCUAGAGUCACAUUAUAAUAUUGAGGAUUUCUUCGAUAAAGGCAGAGAAUUGGGCCAUGUGAUGGUGCAUGCAGGAGGUUCUAAUCCAGAGGCAAAUCAGCAGGCAUGUCUUUCUUUUGUGUAA